Molecule: messenger RNA, 2686 nt
Organism: Monopterus albus (swamp eel)
Lineage: Eukaryota; Metazoa; Chordata; Actinopteri; Synbranchiformes; Synbranchidae
Gene: smpdl3a
Product: sphingomyelin phosphodiesterase acid like 3A
Exons: 8
Coding region: 120-1439 (439 amino acids)
Biological process (GO): sphingomyelin catabolic process
Molecular function (GO): sphingomyelin phosphodiesterase activity
Source: RefSeq, a predicted model, not a curated record
UCCAAAACCAGUCACGUGACGAGUUGGCCGCUGUACUUCCUGGUUACUUCAGAUCAGGUUGACCUUCCGUGCUUGGCUAUUUGGGAUUAUACCUAUCUGGGCAGUGUGAUACAGUGAACAUGAUACAACCCCUCAUGUUUGUGCUGCUGAUGUGCAGCGCGGCUCCGCUUUCCGCGGCACCGACUGGAAGCAGCUACCUGGCGGGCUCAGGCAGGUUCUGGCAUAUCACCGACCUCCACCUGGACCCCUCCUACCACCUGGCCCCAGACCCCACCAAGGUUUGCUUCUCCUCCAAAGGAGCCCCGGUCAAAGACGCCGGCCUGUUCGGAGACUUCCUGUGUGACUCUCCCUACAGCCUCAUCCAGUCAGCCUUCGCUCACAUGGCACCGCUCACACAGCCACAGGACUUCAUCGUCUGGACCGGUGACAGCCCACCUCACGUGCCUGUAGACAAGCUCUCCACGGAAACAGUGAUCCAGGUGAUCGGUAACAUGACCCAGACCAUCAGACAGCACUUCCCCAACCUGACGGUCUAUCCUGCUCUGGGAAACCAUGACUACUGGCCACAGGACCAGAUGCAAGCCUCUGCUAAUGCCAUCUACAAAGCUGCUGCCGAGCUGUGGAAACCCUGGCUGAAGCCUGAAGCUCUGCUCACACUCUCACAAGGUGGCUUCUACUCCCAGCUGGCGAAGCCUGGCUUGCGAGUGAUUAGUCUCAACACAAUCCUCUACUAUGGUCCUAAUAAAGUCACACAGAACAUGACGGACCCCGCUGGGCAGUUCAAGUGGCUGGAGAAGACUCUGGAGAAAGCUGCUCAGAACCUGGAGAAGGUGUACAUCAUAGCUCAUGUCCCUGUGGGCUUCCUGCCGUUUGUCAGAAACACCACUGCUAUGAGAAAGAGCGACAACGAGAGGCUGGUUGCCAUCUUCAGGAAGUACAGCCAUGUCAUUGCAGGACAUUUCUACGGCCACACUCACCGUGACAGCAUCAUGGUGCUGCUGAACGAACAAGGUAAACCGGUCAAUUCUCUCUUUGUGUCGCCGGCUGUUACACCAAUCAAAGACAUUUUCCAGCCGUACUCUAACAACCCAUCUUUCCGCGUGUACCUGUACAACACCGAGGACUACACUGUGUUGGAUAUCUGGCAGUACUAUCUGAAUCUGACGGAAGCCAAUGAGAAACAAAGCUCUGACUGGAGGCUUGAAUAUAUUAUGACUGAGGCUUUUGGACUCGCUGACCUGCAGCCACAAAGCCUGCUGCAGCUGGGCCUGAGCUUCAGGCUGCCACAGGCCAAAACCUUUGACAAGUAUUUUGUUCACUACAUGGUCAACUACAACAGCAGAAUCACCUGUGAAGGUGAGUGCAAGGUCCGCCAGGUGUGUGCCGUGCUCUACGUGGACGAGCCAUCCUACUCCAAAUGUGCUACGAGUGCAGAAUAAUCCUGUGCAUGUGGAUGAGAGGGAAGGAUUGUUGAGGGUCUGUCUCAGGUGUCACACUUUUGAAUUUUAAAAUGAUUUAGUUAUGAAUGAUCUCAUGUUUUUUUUACUAAAUGUUGUAACAAUGACAAAGGCUAUGUCGUGCACUGCCUCUGCUGCUCCCAAAUAUUAGACCACGCUGGUUCUUCAUCAGGUGAAAUAUCAGAAGUUAUCUUGUGUUCUGUAGAUGCAGUCCAGCUUACUGAACAAGCAGUAGUUGAAUACAGUGAAAAUAUAAUAAUGUAAAAAUGAUCUCAUUAUAUUAUUGACAUCUUCAUUGUACUGAUUUACAGCUCUCGAAUCAAACAGUCCUCCUCAUGAACGUGGAUUCAAAUGUAGGAUCUUUGAGGGAUUUGCCUCCGUUUUGUUUUAGUUUUUAGGCCACGGCGCUGGUGACAGCUGUGACCAGGGGAAUUAUGUUUUCCGGUUGUCCGUCCGUCCCAUUCUGGUGAACACUUUGUUUUUCAAAUUUUGCACAAGUGACCACGUGAACUCAAGGAUACACUUUGGUGGUCAAAGGUCAGGGCCACUGUGGCCUCGUGUCUGUCCCAUUCCUGUGAAUUUGACUGGCUGGCAGAAGCAUAUGACUGCUCCAAGCUGCUUCCUCAUCACUUUACAUUCUAUCUAAGAUGCUACUCUCUGGUAUCAGAGGUCAUGUGUUUGCAUGUUCACAUGUAAUUUGUUGAAUUUUGAGAAAAAUUCUAACAGAGUAAAAAUAUUAUAGCUAGAAUAUUGUAAAAAUAUUCUAGCUUGCUUAUACUGGAUUAGGUUGCAGCCUCCAAAGCAUAAAGGUGCUUCUCUAACUCAUCGGCUUGUCGCUUUCGAGUGGUGUUCAUCCGGGGACUCGGUGAGGUGUGGUUGUUUUUAGCUGGACACCUGCUUAAAAAGGGUAAGGUGCACUGUUUAACCUGAAGUCCGCUCUACAGAAUGAGGCAAAUGUGCUAAUGUAUUAUACCUAAUCUGUGGCGACCAUCACUUGAGCUGAUUCUUUUCAUUGAUCAUGAAUACUGACUGAUUUUAAUGUAGCUUCAAUAAUGUGUGCACAUGAUUUUUGAUUUUUUUUGUCCCCAUAUACCAAAAGAAAGCAGUUAUCACAAUGAGUCUGUAAUGUAGUUCAUUUUGUGUUGUCUUAGAGCUUCUGGCAAACGCUGCUCAUGAAAAUGUAAAUGCAGCUAUGCACAUUACUUUGUACGUUGCACAGUUACAGUGUA